AUGCUUUUCCCUCCUAUUGCACUUACAGUUGCAUUAAGCGCUCCAGUUCUUGCGCUUCGUAUUACCGCUCGCCAGGACAAUUCGGUUGGCCAACCAAUCAGCGUUGGGCUUGCCUCUAACCGCUCCGCGCCUGCCAAUGAGACAUUUGGUACAACCGAAGCAACAAUCAACUGGACCGAACUUCCUAAGUCUCUUUGUGUGGUCCCCAAAUUCGCUAAGGACGCCGGAAUUACUAAUAACACUGAAACGCUACUUCUCACCCAGCAAGCUCUGGAACUCUGCCCUCAGGCUACGAGCAUUGUCUGUGCCGAUUCGAACGUUACCACUACCAAUUGA
Molecule: messenger RNA, 336 nt
Organism: Rhizoctonia solani
Lineage: Eukaryota; Fungi; Basidiomycota; Agaricomycetes; Cantharellales; Ceratobasidiaceae
Exons: 3
Coding region: 1-336 (111 amino acids)
Source: RefSeq, a predicted model, not a curated record